CACAAAAGGAGGGCAGGAGAGCCGUAUCAGAUUACACACCAAUCUCCGUGAAGAGACAUGAAACGAGUACGAAUGGGAAGUUUGUGAACCGGGACUCAAUGUGUUAACAUCUCUUACCUGUGUGAGGAAUGCGCCAGGUACCAGCGGACAGAAGAUCACAACUUCAGAUCUGACCAUCAUGCCGGGCCACAGUUCUCUUCUCUCCUUCAUCCUGGUGACGGUUCUCAUGAUGCUGGUUUCUGAAGUUCAUACCCAAGGUCGACUGAAACUGACCGUUCUGUCUGAAGAUCGGCUGCAGAUUAAGUGGAAGGAAGCAGAAGGUCCAGUUCAGGGCUACAAGGUCCGAGUACGGCCCAUUACAGAAGUUCCUCAGCCAGAGCUGAUGCUGACGACCACACAUGGUCGAGCCACGGUGGCAGGAUUGGACUCCAGACAGGAAUAUCUGCUGCAAGUCCUGGUGCUCAAUGGAACACAAGAGAAACUCAUAGCCAAGAGACGCUUCACCAUUGAUGGGUUGCGUGAGGAGGAGUUGAUUCGCAAUGGGAACAGAGAACAGAAGAAGAAAACACAUGCCAUCGGUUCUGGCUCUGGUGAGGAUGAUGACAUCACAGAGGCUCUUGCUGCCCUGCCCACGGUGCUCUACAGAAAACCAACAACUACAGCUUCACCUGAGCUUGAGCCAGAAGCUAAAGACAAGAAAAAGAAGAAGGACAAGAAUCGAUCCAAGACUGAAGAUAAAAGUGAUCCAGAAGAAAACCGACUGAAGCCUGUAAGAGAGGAGAUCACCAACACUGACAAAACAAGGAAAACCACCCCAACCCAACCUGUCACAGCUGUAUCCACGAGAAAGCCGUUUGAGUGCGGUGCCGGGGCAAAGGCAGAUGUCGUUCUGUUAGUGGACGGAUCCUGGAGCAUUGGCCGCACCAACUUCAGAAAGGUUCGUGACUUCCUGGAGGGCAUGGCCGUUCCUUUUCACAUCAGUCCAGAGGGCGUGCAGAUAGCAUUGUCGCAGUACAGUGGAGAUCCACGCACAGAGUGGAACCUUAAUAACUUCACCUCCAAAGAGCCGCUACUGGAGGCCAUCAGGAACUUCAGAUACAAGGGAGGAAACACUUUCACAGGUCAGGCUCUCAUUCAUGCUCUUGAAAACAACCUAAAAGAGGAGGCCGGAGCUCGACCCGACACACCACAGUUCCUGCUGCUGCUGACUGAUGGGAAAUCUCAGGACGAUGCGAUCGCUGCAGCCAAUCGGCUGAAGAAUGCUGGUGUGGAGAUCAUUGCUAUAGGUGUGAAGAAUGCAGAUGAGGCAGAGUUGAGGCAGGUGGCGUCAGAGCCUCUCGAGCUCAAUGUGUAUAAUGUGAAUGAUUUUCCUCUACUCAGUAAACUAGUUGGAAGACUGGCACGCAUCCUUUGUGGCAAGAUUGAAGACCGUAUUAAAGCCAAGAGAAUGGAGCGGCCCACUGAGGACCCAGUUCUGUCUUACCCCAGGCCAACUGAUCUACAGUACGAGUCAGUAGGUUCGAGGGAGGCGCGUUUGCGCUGGAUACCACCUAGCAAAAGUCCAAAGCAAUACAGACUGGUUUAUCACACAUCUGAAGGACAAGGUCUGAUGGAGAUGGUGGUGAAUGGAUCAGAUUCAACAGCACUGCUGACAGGACUGACUUCACAGACACAGUACCAUCUGUCUAUCUUUCCUGUCUAUGAAAACAACGUAGGUUCUGCUCUAAGAGGAACUUUAACUACACUGCCAUUGGCCAUGCCUAAAGCUCUGGAGGUCACAGCAUCCUCCCCCAGCAGUCUGCGUGUACGUUGGCAGCCGGCUGCAGGAGCCACACAGUACAUGGCGCUGUACUCGGCACUCACUGAUGGAGAACCCGAUGAUGCCAAAGAAGUGAAGUUUGGACCUGCUCAGACGGAUGUGGAGCUGGUGGAUCUGAUGCCAUCCACAGAUUAUUCAGUCACUCUUUAUGCUUUAUAUGAUGAAGACCCCAGCGAUCCAGUCACUGCCCUCGGCACCACCUUUCCGUUGCCGACUCCUCUCAGUUUGCAGUUUCCCAUGGUCAGUCACAGCACUCUAAAGGUCACAUGGGUCCCUGGAGCUGUCGAUGUUCCCUCCCACCGUAUCAUCUAUAGCACCAAUCACGGCAGUGAUGUGAAACAGGUGGAAGUCAGAGGAGUGAACACAGCGUUGCUGCAGAAUCUCGCUUCAUUAUCAAGGUAUCUGGUGUCAGUGCAGUCGCUCUAUGAGAAAGGCUUAUCCACUCCUGUCACAGCCAAUGUCACUACAUUGAAGGUACCGGCACCCUCAGAUCUGAGGGUCACUAACUUCUCUGGCAGUGACAUCACCGUGCGAUGGGAACCUGCGGCGGACGACGUGGUCUCGUACCUCAUCAAAUGGAUCUCCCUUAGUGGAGGAGACCUCAGACAGCUUACAGUAGAUGGGGAUAGUGAGGGUGCUAUUUUGGAAGGGGUCGAGGAGGACAAUGAAUAUCAGAUCUCACUGUCUGCAUUAUAUGCUGAUGGGGCUCAGAGUGAGGCAGUGGCAAUACGAUAUAGCACCUUAUCAGGAGGCGGUCCCAGCAGUUUAUCCAUCUCAGAAGAGACUGCAGUCAGUAUGGUGGUCACUUGGGUUCCCCCCAAUGCUCACGUUCUGCAGUAUCGUGUGUCGUACACCCCCCUCACCGGGGACGCAAAGGAGAACACAGUGUCAUUGCCAGGCAGCGAGAAGCGCAUCCUGCUGCAGAAUCUGCAGCCCGACACACGCUACAGUAUCCUGGUGACUGCCGAGUACCGUAACAGGGAGGGCGGGAGUGCCACAGCUCAGGGGAGGACCACUAGUCUGCGGGUGAGCAGCGUGAGUGUCAUGCGGUCCGAUCACUCAAGUAUCUGCGUUUCCUGGAGGCCUGUACCUGCUGUCAGCCAUUAUCGCAUAGUCAUCCAGGCCCUCAGAGAUAAACAGACUAAGGAGGAGACAGUGGACGCCUCAAGCAGCAGUCACUGUUUCUCUGAGCUACAGGCUGAAACAGUGUAUCGCAUCAGUGUUCAUUCUCGUCUGGGAACAGUAGAGGGCGCUGGUGUCACUAUUCUUCACCCCACAGCAACCGCUCCAGUGAGGAUUCAGGUUCCCCCUAGACUGCAUCCUGUACAAAGGGAAGUGUGUCCUGAGAUGGUAGUCAGAAAUCAUGUAGUUAAAGGUUUCAACAUGAUGGAGUCAUUUGGUCUGACUCAGCGAGCUCACUCCACCGUUGAGGGGGUUGCAGCUGAACCAUUCAUCUUUAACACCUUACCAAGUUACACCCUCUAUAGAGACGUACAACUUACCCAAAGCACUGGCUUCAUUCACCCGGCUGGCUUUUCUCCAGAACACACCAUCAGCAUGGCCUUCAGACUGCUGCAGGAUUCACCGAAGGAGCCCUUCGCCCUCUGGCAGCUCACCGACAACGACUUUCAACCUAAGAUGGGAGUGGUGCUGGACCCUGUGAAGAAGUCGUUGCUGUAUUUCAGUCUGGACUAUAGAGGGGAGAUACAAGAACUGACCUUCGACCAGCCACAAGUUCAUUCUGUCUUUUACGGCAGCUUUCAUAAGAUUCAUUUGUCCGUCAAUCAGGUGAGCGUAUCACUGUCUGUAGAUUGUCAGCGGGUGGGUGAGAGACCUGCCCGUCCACUGGGAACUGUGCCCACUGAUGGUUUUGAAAUGCUGGGCAAGCUAGUGAGGACACGCGGACCUCACAGUGGAUCUGCAGCUUUUCAGCUGCAGGCUUUUGAAAUAGUCUGCAACACUACCUGGCCAUCAGAAGAUGACUGCUGUGAUCUGCCCUCACAGAGGGACGAGGAGAGCUGUCCAGAACCUGCUUAUGCGUGCACCUGCACCAGCAAUGUUUCCGGAGCACCUGGAGAUACAGGUCCACCUGGGAAACCUGGUCCUCGGGGAGAGAAGGGAGAGAAAGGAGACCUGGGACAGAAGGGUGAAAUGGGCCCACCGGGAAAACCAGGACCUGAGGGCAACUUUGGCUCUGUUGGAGCCGCUGGUCCACGGGGAAUAGCAGUAAUGGGAAAAGUGGGUCCGCCAGGAGCGAGAGGUGAAAAAGGAGAAGUUGGAAGACCUGGUAGUCAGGGUUUACCAGGGCCUCCUGGUCCAAAAGGUGAAGAGGGCAGCCCUGGUCCUAAGGGUACCAGAGGAUUGGAGGGUAACAUCGGUCCUCCAGGAAUUACAGGGCCAAGAGGUUUUCAAGGUAUGCCUGGCCAUCCAGGACCAGCAGGAGAAAGAGGGCCAUUUGGGCUUGUAGGGCCCACGGGGCUUCCUGGAAGCAAAGGUGAAAGAGGAGAGAAGGGAGAGCCACAGUCUCUUGCCAUGAUCUAUCAACUUGUUACACAAGCCUGUGAAAAGCUUGUACACAGUGAGGUGCUGAAGUUGGAUGCAUUUCUGAAUGAGAUCAAUCGACAGCCAGUGCCCAUCCAGGAACCAGUAGCACCACCAGGAGAGCCAGGCUUACCGGGGGGAAGGGGGCCGCCUGGAUCACGCGGAUCUCAGGGAAGACAAGGAGCCAGAGGGGGACCUGGGAAACCUGGGUACCCUGGUGAACAGGGGCGCAGAGGUAUGCCUGGUGAAAAGGGCUCUCCGGGGUCCAAUGUCCUGGGACCACAAGGAAUAAAAGGACUUGCAGGACCUCCAGGUGAAAGCAAAACGGGUGAACCAGGCCCCAAAGGAGAAGAUGGUAAAGCAGGACCUCCAGGUAUUCCAGGAGCACCGGGACAGCAAGGUGAAAUGGGUCCUCCUGGUGCAUGUGACAACAGUGGAUGUUAUCAAGGAGCUCCUGCUGCAGAGGAUCCAUACUUUGGAUACCAGCCUUGAGUUGAGAAAUCGGUGAAGUUACUUGGGUGUCAUUUUAGCACUGCCACAAUCAUCUCUCCUUGUGUAUUCAGAAAAGGCAUUCUGGGGAAGUAACAUAUAAACUGAUUCUGCCAGGGAAUGACUUUAAAUGAGCCUGAACAUUGAGUCGGUACCUAAAUGAUAACUGAUCUUACACCCAUACUGAGAUCACCAAAGAAAGCACUGAUCAUUCUUGACUCCUGUUUAUGUUACGCGGUAUUCAGUCUGAUCCGCUGCUACAGGACAACAGCAGAUUCUUGUUCUGCUCGAAGAUGAUGUGGUCACAACAUACUCAGACUCUGUUUUAAAGAGGUAGACAUUUCGGUUACCAGACGAGUAACUUGUGUGUUACUGAAUAACAGCUAGAAUCCGCACUAAGAAUAUUGUACUUUUUGUAUAUUAUUGUAUUUAAUGCACUACAUGUGUUUUAAAUGUAUAUUGUUGAAGGCAUAUUGGUUUAAAUACUUUCUAUUCCAGUUUUUUAUUCUCUGUAUGUUUUUAAGUAUUUUUUUUUUAAUAUAAAAUAUGCAAUAUUUUGCCAGAGCAGUAUGCUAUUAUAAAAUACACUGUGAUUUUAUAUUAUUUGACUUUUCUACAUAUAUGCUGUCCACAUUAUUUUAUUUAAUCAUACACGUGAAUUGUUUGUUUAUUUACUCAUUGUUUAGUGUUCAUGUACAGAUUGUAUGAAAUUGAACUGAGAUUGAAAAAACUGUGGUUUGAGGUAAUUUCUGUCCAUGGUUGUGCCAGUAAAAAUAAUAACACUUCAAAUUUACUACAAAAUAAUAUAAAAUAAUGAAAUGUAAACAUCAGAAAUUUAACUGGAUAUCUGUGCAGUGUGAGCCGAACAUUUCUAAUAGCCUAAAUAUCUUUUCAAUAAAGACAGAUUAAUUGA
Paramisgurnus dabryanus is the source of this 5762-nucleotide messenger RNA. RefSeq names its product collagen alpha-1(XX) chain (gene col20a1). The record is from RefSeq and is a predicted model, not a curated record. NCBI's taxonomy places the organism in Eukaryota, Metazoa, Chordata, Actinopteri, Cypriniformes, Cobitidae. Gene Ontology annotation, molecular function: protein binding.